Messenger RNA from Megalobrama amblycephala (Wuchang bream), 2639 nucleotides. It is a transcript of the gene cux1b, whose product is annotated as cut-like homeobox 1b. Gene Ontology annotation, cellular component: Golgi membrane. NCBI's taxonomy places the organism in Eukaryota, Metazoa, Chordata, Actinopteri, Cypriniformes, Xenocyprididae. The transcript has 23 exons. The coding region runs from base 221 to 2218 and encodes 665 amino acids. Gene Ontology annotation, biological process: intra-Golgi vesicle-mediated transport. The record is from RefSeq and is a predicted model, not a curated record.
AUUUGCCUGUCUGGCACCAACUCUUUCAUGUGUUUGAUUUCAAUGUGAGUACAUGAUUUUAUAAAUACACAAACGCUGUGAGAUUUGAAUAUGACUCUGGAGAAGCGGAUCCUCUGAGCUGCCGAGCGCCGCUUGCUGACAGAGCCGCGCACGAGCCGCGCGUGUCCGGGAGAAACAGCCGCUCUGCAGUCGUGUCGUGUUGUUGUUGUGAGAGCUGAAGAUGGCGGCGUCGAUGUGUCAGUACUGGAGGCGCUUCGACUUGCAGCAGCUGCAGAGAGAGCUGGACGGCACCGCUACGCUCCUGGCCAGCCGACAGGACGACAGUGAGCAGUCCAGGAAAAAACUCAUCGAGCAGAGCCGCGAGUUCAAGAAGAACACGCCAGAGGAUCUGAGGAAGCUGGUGUCUCCGCUGCUGAAGAGCUUCCAGGCUGAGAUCGAUGCGUUGAGUAAGAGGAGUAAAGAGUCGGAGACGGCCUUUCUGAACGUCUACAAACGGCUGAUUGAUGUGCCGGAUCCGGUGCCGGUGUUGGAGCUGUCGCAGCAGCUGCAUCAGAAGGUUCAGAGGAUGCAUGACAUAGACACGGAGAACCAGAAGCUGCGCGAGACGCUCGAGGAAUACAACAAAGAGUUUGCUGAGGUCAAGAACCAAGAGGUCACCAUUAAAACACUGAAGGAGAAGAUCAGAGAAUAUGAGCAGAGCGUGAGGAACCAGGCGGAGAAUCUGGCCCUGGAGAAACAGCAACAGAUCCAUAAAGACUACACAGAGAAAGAGAGGAAGUUCCAGGAGUCACAUGAGUCUCUGGUGUCUAAACUACAGGAAGCUGAACUCAAAGCCCAAAGUCUGCAGACAGCACUUGAGCGAACUCAGACGGAGCUUUUUGAUCUGAAGGCCAAAUAUGACGAAGAGUCGACUGCAAAGGCUGAUGAGAUUGACAUGGUGAUGACGGAUCUGGAGCGAGCCAAUCAGAGAGCAGACGCUGCUGAGAGGGAAGCUGAAGCUCUGAGAGAGCAGCUCCGAUCAGCACAGGCGCCGACACGCAUGGACACGACGACAUACACGCAGGACGAGUGUGCGGAGCUGGUGCCGCGCUCCAGUCUGGAGGCGGAGCUCAGUGCGAAGGAGCGUGAGAUGCUGCAGCUGGUGGAGGAUGUUCAGAGGCUGCAGGCCAGCCUGUCCUCGCUCCGAGAGAGAUCCGACACACACAGCAGCCGACUGCAGCAGCAGCUCCAGGACAAGACCACUGCGCUCCAGAAACUGGAGGAGAAGCUGCAGACGCAGGCAGACUAUGAGGAGGUGAAGAAAGAGCUGAGCAUCCUGAAGUCGAUGGAGUUUGGGCCGUGUGACAGCGCCACAGCGCAGGAUUCCUGUAAGCCGCUGGAGGUGUUGCUGCUGGAGAAGAACCGCGGCCUGCAGUCUGAGAACGCGUCUCUGCGCAUCGCUAACACUGAGCUGAGCGGCCGGUAUGCGUCUCUACAGAUGGAGUUCUCUGCAGCAGUGAAGACCAGUGCUGAUCAGAAAGAUCUCAUCCUCAAACUGGAGCAGGAUCUCAGCACCAUCCAGACGAUGUCCCGGCCCGACGCUGAGGGUGCGGACAGCAGCGCGGUGAUCGUCCCUGAGCCCAUUAAAGAGGCCACAGCUCUGUUCUCAGGUGCGGGCGGCUCUCCUCAUACGGAUCUUCCUCAGGGUCAGAUGGACUCUCUGCUGUCCAUCAUCUCCAGUCAGAGGGAGAGAUUUCGCCUGCGUAACCAGGAGCUGGAGGCCGCGAACAGCUCCCUACAGCAGACCUUACAGGCUCUUCAGAGCGAGCUGGACAGUCUGCGGGCCGACAACAUCAAGCUGUACGAGAAGAUCAAGUUCCUGCAGAGCUACCCUACCAAAGCUGGAGACAGUGAUGAUACAGUGAUGCGUUACUCGUCUCAGUAUGAGGAGAGACUUGAUCCCUUCGCUUCCUUCAGCAAAAAGGAGCGUCAAAGGAGAUAUCAGAGCCUCAGCCCGUGGGACAAAGCCACGCUCAGUCUGGGUCGUGUGAUCCUGUCCAAUAAGACGGCCAGAACUGUGGCGUUCUUCUACACGCUGCUGCUGCACUGCCUCGUCUUCCUGGUGCUGUAUAAAGCCGCCUGGAGCGAGAGCAUCGGCCGGGACUGUGCUGCGUUUUGUGCGAAGAAGUACUCGGACCACCUGCACCGCUUCCAUGAGAACGGAGAGACGUGGCAGUAGCUGCUUCUGUCCACUAGAGAGCGCUCUUCACAUUUAUGACAUGUAGAUUAUCAUUGAACUAUUGGGACCAGGGUAGAUUGGGAAUAUACCGGAUUAAACAUUAUUACAUUGACAGGAGGUUUGAUGGUGUUACUUUAUCACAGGUCACUUUCUCUGUUUCGCUUGAAUGACAAAAAAACAAUCAAUCUGUAGUGUUGCUCUGGCACAUGAUUCUAACGCCUUGACUAACAUCAGUGCUAAUGGUUCAUUUAAUCUUGUGACAGAUCAUGAAAAUACUUCAAAUCAUCUGUAUCCCUUCAUCUUAGAUCUUCAGCUAAUGGGACUUUAGAUACCAUCUCUUCCAGUUAAAUUAAAGCUUUCAGGGAAUGAAUGUGUGGUUGUUUAUUAUGAGAUUCAGAUUUUAAUAAACUUCUGAAAGAUG